Cyprinus carpio (common carp) is the source of this 514-nucleotide messenger RNA. It is a transcript of the gene rbp1.2, whose product is annotated as retinol binding protein 1, cellular, tandem duplicate 2. Gene Ontology annotation, molecular function: fatty acid binding. Lineage: Eukaryota; Metazoa; Chordata; Actinopteri; Cypriniformes; Cyprinidae. Gene Ontology annotation, cellular component: nucleus; cytosol. The record is from RefSeq and is a predicted model, not a curated record. Gene Ontology annotation, biological process: fatty acid transport.
CAGAGCACAAACGCAAAAAAAAAGCAAAUAUGUCUCCCGUAGACAUGAAUGGAUACUGGAAAAUGACAAGUAAUGAAAACUUUGAUGAAUACAUGGAAGCACUAGAUGUGAAUGUUGUCAUCAGAAAAAUUGCCAGCUAUCUCAUCUUUGAUAAGGAGAUUGUUCAGAAUGGUGAUCAUUUUAAUAUCAAGACUCUCACCACCUUUAGGAACUACCAUAUGGAGUUUGAUGUUGGAAAGGAGUUUGAGGAGGAUUUGGUUGGUGUAGAUGAUAGGAAAUGUAUGACCACAGUAAACUGGGAGGGAGAUAAACUGGUGUGUGUACAGAAAGGAGAAAAGGAGGGAAGGGGCUGGACUCAGUGGGUGAAAGGGGAUGAGUUACACUUGGAAAUGCGAGUCUGUGGAGUGGUGUGUAAACAGGUUUUUAAGAAACAAGUUCUCGACUGAUGUGCCUUGAACAACAAGUACUCUACUGUGAAAAAAAGUGAACAUUUCUGCCUAUUAAUAACAGUAAU